This is a messenger RNA of Cuculus canorus (common cuckoo), 6981 nucleotides long. RefSeq names its product integrin subunit beta 6 (gene ITGB6). Lineage: Eukaryota; Metazoa; Chordata; Aves; Cuculiformes; Cuculidae. The coding region runs from base 1100 to 3508 and encodes 802 amino acids. Gene Ontology annotation, molecular function: integrin binding. Gene Ontology annotation, biological process: cell migration; integrin-mediated signaling pathway; cell-matrix adhesion. The record is from RefSeq and is a predicted model, not a curated record. Gene Ontology annotation, cellular component: focal adhesion; cell surface; integrin alphav-beta6 complex. The transcript is spliced from 18 exons.
GUCCAGCUUGUACUGAUGCUUCGUCUCAUUCCCUAAGGUAAUUCUGCUGCCUUGCCAUUUCUGGUUUUGUCUGGGAUUUGUUUGUUGUUUAUCCAAAAUUAAUUGUAUUCUGCUACUGAGAUCAAAGAACUUAAGUUUACGUCUAUUGAGAUGAACCUGCGGUGUAGUUUACAGAGAAGAAGCACCUUCAGAAAGUGUGUGUGAUUUGGGCAGAAAGCAAGCAAGAGGUGGAAGCACUGCAUUGCAGAAAGAGAGCAGGUUAGGAUUAUAGCGAACAUAGAGCGUAGCAAUCAGAACAGCUUCAACAUUACUCUUUAAAAGAAUGGAUUAAUUAUUCCAGCGACAUUGUCCUGUGCGUCACUGUGCUAAGAGGGCUUUUAUUUCUUCCCUCUGGAGUGGGGGAAGAAAGUGGUUGCUUGAAUCACUGUUGAUGUACAGCACAUGAAUUCCAGUUUUCAUUUUAUGAACAGUUUCUAUCACCAUGUCUCGUGUGGGCUGCCUCAUGCUCAUUGUACCAUGGGGUUAGAGACGCUGUCACCAUUCCUAUAAAUAGCCUGCUUGGUUAUGAAGGACUGUUAGUGUUUCUUCUGGGAAGAAUAGGACUUUUGACUAAUGGCAUUUUAGGCCAGUUUCCUUUAAACUUUCUAGAGGAGAUAGGAUUUGGAGAGUAGAAGACCUGCUAAAGAAAGCCAGUAAUCAAGGUAUUAAUGUUUGAAACAGGUAUUUUCUAAGCCUGGAAAAUUUGCAGAGAAAAAACAAAGGUAGAAGGAGCAGGGCAGUGGUGUGCUUUUAAAAAAGAAGGCUUAGCUGCUGGGCUGACAAGGAACAAGGCAGCUGCCAUGCGGAGAAAGAGAAGUUUCCGGUGAUCCAGUCAAAAGCUGAGCUGCAGUGCAAGGAUUGCUGCAAUGUCAGAGAGUCUGCUCUGCACCAGAAAAAUGCUCCAGUGUACUGGGAAAUGCGAGAAUGAAAGACUGAAGGAGGGAGCACUGAGAAGAACACAAAAAAAGGGGAAAUCUGUUUGCCUCUGCAAGUUUCCCUUCACAUAAGGAAAUCUGAAAAAAUGGGAUUUUUGCAUCUCUCCAGCCAGCACUGAAAACGAAUGGGGAUUGAAUUGCUUUGCCUCUGUUUCCUAUUUCUGCAAAGAAAUUACUAUGUGCAAGGGACCUGCUCUCAGGAAAGUGCAGUGACUUGUGAAGAUUGUUUGCUUUCCGGACCACAGUGCGCUUGGUGUUUUCAAGAGAAUUACACGGACUUAGCUGGACUUCAUGGGAGGUGUGAUACCCCAGAAAACCUUCUGUCAAAAGGAUGCCAGCUGAAUUUGAUUGAAUUUCCCCUUUCAGAAUUAGAAAUUCACAGCAACAAGCCCUUAACUGUAGCGGUCCAGAAGAAUAAUUCUGAUGUCACACAAAUUUCUCCUCAAAAAUUAACUCUCAGGCUGCGCCCAGAAGUGCUGAUAUGUAUCUCAUUUCCCAUGACCCUCAUAGGACAUGAAGAAACAAUACAGAUCAAAGUUCGCCAAACUGAAGAUUAUCCAAUUGAUCUCUAUUACCUCAUGGAUCUUUCAGCCUCCAUGGAUGAUGAUCUGAAUACAAUCAAAGAGCUGGGUUCAACUCUUUCCAAAGAAAUGUCAAAACUGACAAGCAACUUCAGACUGGGAUUUGGAUCUUUUGUUGAAAAACCGGUUUCACCAUUUAUCAAAACUACAGCUGAAGAAAUAAACAACCCUUGCAGAAGCGUACCAUACGAGUGCUUACCCACCUUUGGAUACAAACAUGUUUUGCCACUAACAAAUGAUGCUGAAAAAUUCAAUGACAUUGUGAAACGACAGCGAAUCUCUGCUAAUAUAGACACUCCAGAGGGAGGAUUCGAUGCAAUUAUGCAGGCAGCUGUUUGCAAGGAAAAAAUUGGAUGGAGGAAUGAUUCUCUACACUUGCUAGUGUUUGUGAGUGAUGCUGAUUCCCAUUUUGGGAUGGACAGUAAACUGGCAGGGAUUGUAAUUCCUAAUGAUGGGAACUGUCAUUUGGACCACAACAAUGAAUAUUCCAUGUCAACUGUUCUGGAGUAUCCCACAAUUGGACAACUAAUCAACAAACUUGUGCAAAACAAUGUUUUAUUAAUUUUUGCUGUAACGAAUGAGCAAGUUCACACAUAUGAGAACUAUGCAAAGCUUAUUCCUGGAGCUACUGUUGGACGACUACAGAAGGAUUCUGGAAAUAUUCUCCAGUUGAUCAUUGCUGCAUACCAAGAGCUGAGGUCCGAGGUGGAGCUGGAGGUCUUGGGAGAGACAGAAGGGCUCAAUCUCUCUUUCACAGCCAUCUGUAACAAUGGGACCCUUUUUCCACAUCAGAGGAAAUGCUCUCAUGUGAAAGUGGGAGAUACAGUCUCUUUCAAUGUGACUGUAAGUCUCCCCUCUUGCGAGAAAGGCAGAAGGCGUAUUGUGAUGAAACCAGUGGGACUCAGUGACACACUGGAAAUGGAAAUUCACCCACAGUGCAGCUGUAACUGUCAGGCAAAGGCUGAGAUGAAUAGCCCAAAAUGCAACAAAGGGAAAGGGUUGUUCGAGUGCGGAGUGUGCGUCUGCAGCCCGGGGUAUGUGGGGCCGCACUGCGAAUGCGACGAGGGCAGCCUCACCACCAGCUCCUGUAAGAGCUCAGCAGAUCAGAGCUCCUGCAGCGGGAGAGGUGACUGCUACUGUGGGCAGUGCGUCUGUCACCCAUCUCUAUACGGAAAGGUGUAUGGGCCACGCUGUGAAUGCGAUGACUUCUCGUGUGUGAGACACAGAGGGCUCCAGUGUGGAGGCAAUGGUGACUGUGAUUGCGGGGAAUGUGUGUGCCACAGUGGAUGGACUGGUGAAUACUGCAAUUGCACAACGGAUACCAGCCCCUGCGUUGCUGAGGAUGGGAUGCUAUGCAGUGGGAGAGGCGAAUGCAUCUGUGGGUCAUGUGCUUGCACCCAUCCAGGGGCUUCAGGCAAGAUGUGUGAAAAAUGCCCUCUCUGCGGUGACCCUUGCAGUUCCAGGCGGAGCUGUGUGGAAUGUCACUUGGCCUCCGAUGAGAAUUCACUGGCAGAAUGCAGUGAAAAAUGCAAAUUGGUUGAUGCAACUGUCAGCACCACAAAGGAUUAUUCAGAGGAUAAAUCCAUUCCCUGCUCUUUGAAGGGGGAAAACGAAUGUAUAACCACAUUUCUACUGGCUGUGGAUGAACAGGGAACGACAGUCAUUCAUAGCAUAGAACAGAAAGACUGUCCACAGCUUCCAAAUAUCCCAAUGAUAAUGGUGGGUGUCACUCUUGCUAUCCUUCUCAUUGGCAUUGUUUUACUUUGUAUAUGGAAAUUACUGGUGUCAGUUCAAGACCGAAAAGAGGUGGCCAAGUUUGAAGCAGAAAAAUCAAAGGUGAAAUGGCAAACGGAAACAAAUCCAUUAUAUAGAGGCUCAACAACCACUUUUAAAAAUGUAACUUACAAGAACCAAGAAAAACAAAAAGGGACCAUGGCUGCAGAUUUCUAUUAGCACCUGCGACGCUACAAACUUAGGUUUACUGGCAAGAGAUCUAACCCACUUGUUUCUUCUAGCUGACUACGUGAUAUUUGCUUGCACAUUGCAGUGAUAUAAUCAUUCUGUUAGAGAAGAUAUAUCUCGUAUUGGGAAAACUGUAGAUAACAUAUUAGUGCUAAAGGUUAGUAGAAAUACUAAGAACAAAAGAAACUUUACUAUUAAAGCCCCCCAUCUUAAAAAAAAAGCAUUACAAAAAAUUUCAGUUUUCUCAUUAAUACUGACCAUUAAAAAUUAUCAUAUGUAAGCCUAUUUUUGUGAAAUUAGGUAUACGUAAUGAGCUGUACACUACUUUGUUCAUAUGCACAAUCCCAAAUAUUUGUGUUUAGGAAUGUAUUUGUACCAGUCUAUUUGGUGGGCUGGUUUAAAUUUAAGAAGGUAAUUUUUUCAUGAAUGCUGCUUAAACAACUGAGGUUAGUGGUUACUCAUGUCAUCUAUGCGACUGAACAAUUUUUCAUCAGAAACAAGUAGUGUUAUUGCCUAUCUUCUAUGUACAUAAGAUACACAGAAACAUCUCGUCUCUAAGUCUUCUUUCUUGUCCUUGUUACUGUUUUUCUUUAAGAACUCAGUCCCUCUCAGGGAAAGCUAAAUCAAGCCCUUAUUCACUCGCAGAGUUGUUUUCUCUUCCAGGCAUAGAUGGUACUUUUUUUUAAUUCUCUCUUGCUUAAACAGUAGUAGAGAGGAUCCAGAGCAAAAGAGAAACACUUGUAAAUUAGAGACACUAGUAGAGAAACGGUAAACCGCAGGAUAACCAGAACUCAAUUUCACCAUUUAUAUCCUGUUUAGGCACUCAAAAUAAACCUUGCAUGCCGAAACAUUACAUGAACUGUUGCAGGAGCCCUUUACAUGCAGGAAAAGUUCACACACACAGACUCAGUAUCACACACAAAGACGGUAGUCUUCGGUUGAUAUAUCCAAAAUUCUGGGAUUCUUUCACUACCCAGCAGUCAAACCAUUUAUUCAUGUGUGAAAUAAUAUAUUCAGCUCUUUUGGGCCACCAUUUUUUUUUCCAAAUUAAGCAACAAAAAGACCUAUGGCUUCAACUUCAUAUUCAUUUCUAUGAUAUUAAUAAGGAUUUUUACAUGCCAGUUUCAGGUAGUUACUAAUGACUUGCUAUAUAUUUUUAAAUCGUUAGGAAAUUCUUAAAUCACUAGGAAAAAAAAAGAAGCACCAACAAAAUGAGCUAACGUGCUGGCAUAAAAAAUUACAACAUUGGGCUAUAUUAAGCUAACAAUAGUGUACUUUACUUCUAAUAUCACUUUUCCUCUGUAUUUUUUAGUACUCUGGAACAGAUCAUCAAAAUGUAUAUGUGAACACACUUGUAAAGGAAGACUUAGAAAUCAAAGGUAGAUUAACUUAGUCACAGACAAACAAUUAUGUCCAUUUUCUAUGGUAAAUCACAUAUUUGAUCUAAAAUACUUAAUGUUCAUUUAGAAAUAAAUAUUUACCAAGUCUGUGCAACUUCAGUCUCUCUGUCCUCUCCUGUGAGACUGAUGUGUUAGCCAGCUCUGACCCAUGCCUGUUUUAGGGCCUAAUCAAAAACCAACUGGGAUCAAUGGCUACAGAUGAGGAUCUAGUUUCAGUGAAACUUUUUAGUUUUGGUUUACAAAGAUUGCUUUGUUUAAACAAACGGGUUAACACUGUCUAUGAGUGGAUUAGAACUUACUGUUUAUGUUUCUGUGCAAAGAGAAAUAAGCACUAUCAGAUGCCUUUGGGAAGAAGGUGAUGCUAUAACCAUGUAUUAAAUACAAAAGUAUUGCAGUGUGACAGCAACGAUGGUAAUCAUUUAGCUGGAACAAGUUAAUUACAGGCUCGUAUCUGUACUCUUUGGUAUUCCUUCAUAUCUCAUAGUGGAAACUGUGCACAGACAGAAGCCUGCAUCUGCAGCCCUUCCAACCACUCGGCUCCUACAUAUAUCAGUGCAAGUUACACAUGGGACCAAAUCCUAUUUCCCUAGCACAUGGGUAAGCUCAGGGAACGCAAAGCUGGCCCCUGGAUUGUGUCUCAGAUUCUGCUUGGGUCGGGAUUGUCUAAUGGAGUAGGGAAAUCUGGAUUUAGCCCAUGUAAAUUGUCUGUUACUGUCUUGUUUUUCAUGUAGAAGUCAUCAAAUGACAAACUAUCUCUGAAAGAAAUUAAAAUUCUUUUAUUACUUUUAAAGUAAUAAACCUCUAUACUAUUUAUUAAAUACCUUUUAAGUUCUGUUUCUCAAAAGACUGAUUCUGCUGCUCAUUAUUAGAAUGUAAAGCCCUUCUUCUAUAUGUUACCCAUUUCAAUAUUGAAAUACAUUUCAGUAUUCAAAUGUUGUUAACAAAGUGGUGUUCACAUUUCAUACCAAACACUUAAUGGUCUGCAUUCCCUGUUCCUACAGGAGAUUUCACUUCACAAAGCUACUCACUAUCUUCCCACCACUUGCAUUUUCUGAUCAUCAGCAAAAAUCUGAUUUGUUAUGUAGGCAAUGGUUACAGUCCAAUUAAACCUCCUAGCAAUCUCUCUCCAAAUUAAUAAAGAUGUACAGAAACUGGGCAGUAUGUUUUUUCCAUUUCCCUGCUGUGAUUGGCUGUACUGUAGAUGUUCUGUGCACCUUCAAAAUCAUCAGGAUGGAAAUCAUGCAAAUAACUAAGAAUUCAUCAGGAGAGAGAAAAUAGAAGGGCUUGGUGAGGAAGGUCUCUACUAUUGAGGGAUAUCCACGAACUAGGCUCAUUCAUAUGAAACAUUCUUUUAACAGCAUUAAUUUAGAUCAUUAAUUUUGAUUAAACCCUCAGAUUUCAAGAACUUCCAAGAUCUUACAUGCCAGUCACCCUAGAAAUAAGGGGUGUGAACUUGUACCGAAGUUCAUUUUUUUCUUUCUCUUUCCUUUACCAAAUUAUGAGUGGGUUUGCAUGUUGGUGAGUGGGAUAAAAAAAGUCUUUCUGCUUUUUUCAUGAAUAUUGUUUUGAUCUGAGGCUGGACCUUGAGAUUGGUCAAAACAUCUUUUUUUGAUAGCAAUACUUCUAUUCACUGAAGAGUUACACUGAGUAAAAUAAUAAUCAUUAGCAAUUUUAUGGUACUUGUAUAUCUUUUACAACCUGUAGAAUGGUAAUUUCAGUAAUAUAUGUUAAAUGGACAAUUUUCAUUUGAUUUAUGAAAGUUGCAUGUUGACCUGUAAUGUAUAUGUCCAGAUUGCAUUCAACUUCAUUUUGAUAAUAUAAUUAGUAGGUAGUGAUUCUGGGAUACGAGGCUCGGAUGUCUAGUGCAGGACUCUCCAUGUCUUGUCUAACUUUAUAUACAAGUUCAAGAUGUUUUGCAGCGGGCAUAAGGGAGUUAUUGCCCCCCAAAACCUACCACACAAUUAAAAGUAAAACAAGGAGGUAAUUUUUAUCUUACCCUAUUUGAAAGAAAUAGGUAAAUGCCUCAACUUAUUUCUGUAAAAAAAGGAGUUAUUUAAUCUUGAA